Cervus elaphus (red deer) is the source of this 759-nucleotide messenger RNA. RefSeq names its product transmembrane protein 230-like. Gene Ontology annotation, cellular component: synaptic vesicle; endomembrane system. Gene Ontology annotation, biological process: synaptic vesicle transport. The record is from RefSeq and is a predicted model, not a curated record. The coding region runs from base 1 to 543 and encodes 180 amino acids. The transcript has a single exon. Lineage: Eukaryota; Metazoa; Chordata; Mammalia; Artiodactyla; Cervidae.
AUGCUGGGGCAGCCCACCGCGUGGUCAGGCGGCCGUUGGGUGGACGCCCUGGCCUUGGCGCCUCCGCCCGCUGCGUGGCCACGGGCAAGCUCCGCGCCCACUCGUUGGGUUAUCGUGCCCACUCGCAUCAACGUGGCUGCUGGCAUGCCCAGCGGCAAAGUGAGAUACGCAAAGCUCCCCAGUCCCGACGGCGGACAUAUUAACAGUCAGAAGGAAACUUCACCUGCCAAGGAGAGCUUAAAGCCGAAAAGAUGCCCAGGUGUCGGAAGACCUCAUGUAUUGGAGAAAAGCCGUACUGACAUUCCUUUUAAGGCCAUCGCCUGCGCCUUCUCACAGUUUUUGGUUGGUGCUUUUCUCAUUAUUACGGGCUGCCUCCUGCUGGCAGGCUGUAUCAGCAAAGUGGGCGCCAAUCGAGCCUUCCCAGUCCUGACUGUCGGCAUCCUGGUGUUCCUCCCCGGGUUUUACUACCUGAUCGUCGCCUACAGAGCCUACCGAGGCUGCCCGGGCUGCUCCUUCCGUGACCUUCCGGACUUUGAUUACUAGCCCCCACCCCAGCCAGAGGAGUCACAGGUAGGGGUGAGCAGGGUUGAAAGCAUUGGACAGAAGUUGUGGAAAUCGAUGCUUAAGAAUUAAGGAAAUCUACCGUUUUGCAAAUAAAUGUUCCGCACCACUAUGGCCAGAUUUUAGAAAUCCAUCCUCCAAAUGUUAAUUGAGUUUACAGUUAGCCGACUAGGAAGUUAAGAGAGGACGUGUCCUAUU